Messenger RNA from Ictalurus punctatus (channel catfish), 4979 nucleotides. RefSeq names its product WRN RecQ like helicase (gene wrn). Lineage: Eukaryota; Metazoa; Chordata; Actinopteri; Siluriformes; Ictaluridae. Gene Ontology annotation, cellular component: chromosome; nucleus; cytoplasm. The record is from RefSeq and is a predicted model, not a curated record. The transcript is spliced from 35 exons. Gene Ontology annotation, biological process: telomere maintenance; DNA replication; double-strand break repair via homologous recombination. Gene Ontology annotation, molecular function: 3'-5' DNA helicase activity; 3'-5' exonuclease activity; four-way junction helicase activity. The coding region runs from base 562 to 4851 and encodes 1429 amino acids.
UUUUCCGUUCUGUUUUUUCUUGUUUUUUUACUCAGUAUACAGUAAGGAGGCAUUAAUCCGAGGGGCUUCAGGACCCUGGGAGGGUUUUCGCCGCCGCUCCGCUCCAGUCCUGUAGGUGUCGCUGUCUCUUAUGGUCACCAAAAAAACCGAGCAAAAACAAACGCAGGGGUUGGCGCGAGAGUUUCGGGAUCAUACCUGAAUCGCUGGAUUAAAAAAAUAAUAACCCUACAAAAAACAUUUAACACGUUAACCGAAGAGACAGUUUAAAGUAAACAGUCUGUAAUGUAAACUCUUUACGUCUAAGUAACUGCAAGUGUUAUCAUGCGUUCCUAGCGCGUGGGAUACAACGGUUUCCUAAUAUCCCUGUUUAUGUUGUUGAUAUCAGCGCGUGCGGACUGGAAACUACAUGCAAGUGACAAGAGCUGAAUGUAGAGAUGAUACUGUCUCCGCUACUAUCGCGGAAUUAAAUACGGAAUCCUGACACUGCGUUUUAACAGUCCCGUGAUAAUACUGUACUAUCUCCUCGUGCUGAUUAGUUAAAGCAUAAGAGCGUUGAAAGCUAUGGAUCAUAGUGCACCGAGUGAAAGGUCGCUUCCAGAAUGGAUGAGGAAGAAACAUGACGGUGAUGUACAAGCUCAGUCACGGGGUAUCUACAAAAAGAACAUCAUUGAGGAGGAUCUUCCCUAUCUGGAAUUUGGUGGUAGAGUUUUAUACAGCCAGGAGAAAAACGAUUGCUCAUUUUUAACAGAGGAUUUAAGAUCCUCUCUCACGCCUGGCUCGGCUGUGGGCUUUGAUUUAGAAUGGCCUCCGUCUUUCACCAAGGGGAAGACUAAGAAGGUUGCUUUGGUUCAGCUUUGCGCGUCGGAAGAGAAAUGCUACCUUUUUCACAUCUCGUCGAUGUCAGGAUUCCCUCCUGGCCUAAAGAUGUUUCUGGAGGAUGAGAGCAUCAAAAAGGUUGGGGUGGGUGUCCAAGGAGAUAAGUGGAAGCUGCUGUCAGAUUACGAAAUUACGCUGAAGAAUUUUGUCGAACUCUCUGAUUUGGCAAAUGAGAAACUGAAGUGUUUUGAGAAAUGGAGCCUGGAUGGGCUGGUCAAACACUUGUUCAAAAAACGGAUCUUAAAAGACAAGGAUGUGCGCUGUAGUCACUGGGAUGACUUUGGACUCACGGAGGAGCAGAAACAAUAUGCUGCAAUAGAUGCCUAUGCUGGAUUCAUAGCACACCAGAAGCUAGAAAGAAUGGUGGUGAACCCAGGUUCACUGAAAACUCAAGAUUGCUUGAAACAGAAGCUUUGCCAGAUUAGCAGAGAGCUUGAUGACAUUACUAGAUGUAUUCCUGAGGGAGUCAACUGCACGAGCAGAACUGAAAAGCUAGUGGACGACUUAUCUCAGCAAGUUGCGUCUCUUAAAGAUCUACUGGUAAGCAACCAAAACCUAGCAGAAGAACGUUUCUCUAAAGCCAGCAUGGAUCACAGUCCUAAAUUGCAGAGUGCUGAGAUCAGCACCAUGGGUCCUGAAGCCAAUCAGACAUCUGCAUCCAGAGACCAUGUAAAGCAUUCAUUGUCAUUGGAAGAGGAUACAAACGGCCCUGUUCAGACAGUACAGAGGGAAUGCGUCAUGUCCUUGGAUAUCACUCAGUAUGAGCUUCAGAUGCUGGAGAUGCAGGCCAGACAGGAGGAGACCGAGGAGCAAUCCAUUUUAGCUUUCGAGAAGGAGAAAUCGGCUCUGGAAGACUCUGCCGAGUUGUCAUACGAACUCGAGAGUGAUGAGGAUCUUGACAAUGAAAUGAUUGAGUGUGCUGAAAAAAUGGAGAAACUGAAUGAUAGUAUUGAAAAGCAGUCUAAUGAAGCUGAGGCCAUUGCUGAUGAUGAAGAUGAGGUUGUUGAAGAGGAUGAAGAUGAAGGAUUUGAUGCAAAUUUCCCCCAGCCAGCUCCUGAGCAUAUUAAAUGCCUGAAAAUGUAUUUUGGACAUCACAAUUUUAAACCGGUACAAUGGAAAGUGAUUCAGUCCGUGUUCGAGCAGAGGAGGGAUAACCUUGUUGUCAUGGCAACUGGUUAUGGAAAAAGCUUGUGCUUCCAGUUCCCUCCUGUGUACUGCGGGAACAUCAGCGUGGUCAUCUCCCCUCUGAUCGCACUAAUGGAGGACCAGGUGCUGCAGCUCCAGAUGUCCAACAUCCCUGCUUGUUUCCUCGGAUCAGCACAGACUAGUAAUGUACUUGCUGGCUUACAAAAGGGGCAUUUCAGAGUUGUAUACAUGACACCAGAAUUCUGCUCAGGAAACAUAAGUCUGCUUGAACAGCUGAAUAAAUCCAUCGGUGUUUGUCUGAUUGCAGUGGAUGAAGCUCAUUGUAUUUCUCAGUGGGGGCAUGAUUUUAGAAGUGCUUAUCGAGACCUUGGAAAAUUGAAAAGAAGGCUUCCAGAUGUUCCCAUUGUGGCACUCACGGCCACAGCAAGCCCCUCUAUUCGGGACGACAUAGCGAAGAGCCUCCACUUGGCAAACCCUCUCGUCACUUGCACGUCUUUCGAUCGGCCCAACCUCUAUCUGGACGUGAACCGCAAAUCUGGUGACAUCAUCCAAGACCUCAAGUCUCUCCUGGUGAAAAAGAGAGGAGGUGAUUAUGAAUUUGAAGGCUCAGCCAUUGUGUAUUGCCCAUCCAAGAAGGAAACGGAAAAAGUGUCAACUGCUCUGUCUAAGCUGGGCAUCAGCUGUGGCGUUUACCACGCAGGUCUCGGCAUCAAACAGAGGAAAGAGACACAGUAUCAGUUCAUGAGAGAUGAGAUACAGUGUGUGGUGGCUACCGUAGCUUUUGGAAUGGGAAUUAACAAGCCUGAUAUUAGAAAGGUCAUUCAUUAUGGAGCACCGAAAGAGAUGGAGUCUUACUACCAGGAGAUCGGACGAGCAGGCAGAGACGGACUGCCCAGUGCUUGCCAUGUUCUCUGGACACCUAGCGACAUGACACUCAACAGGUUUCUUCUCAACCAGACAAAGAGUGACCGAUUCAGGGGCUACAAAAUGGAAAUGAUGGCCAAAAUGGAGAAAUAUUUAAAUUCCACUAAGUGCAGAAGGAAGUUGAUCUUGUCACAUUUUGAGGAUAAGCAACUCCGAAAAGUCACUUCAGGUAUAAUGGGGACCGGCAAGUGUUGCGACAACUGCAAAGCUGGGCCCGUUAGAAGCCAGAGCCAGGACUGUUCAGAACAAGAUGUUCAGGAUUUUGGUGUGUGUGCCUUCCAGCUGAUGGGUGCAGUGAGUGCGAUGGAAGAGAAAUUUGGUAUAACAGCUCCCAUACUGCUGCUGCGUGGCUCAACUUCUCAGAGAGUUCCUGAUCGCUUUCGGCAGCACUCUUUGUUCGGCGCAGGCAGGGGUGUGUCUGAAGCCUGGUGGAGGGCGCUUGGCCGUGAGCUCAUCAGUGAGCAGUACCUCAUGGAGGCCUCUGGUUAUAAUAAGUUCAGCACGCUCUGUAAACUCACUCCCAAGGGCAGGACAUGGUUAAGCAAAGCCCAGAAUGAGAAACACAGAACCCUCCUUCUUCAACCUAACAGAGAUCUGUGUCAAAGAGUUUGUGUGCCGAAGAGAAAACAAGAUACAACACCCGUUGUGGUUGGUGUUCAAGACCAAGUAUUACGAAACACAACUCAGAGAACAAAUUUCAGGUCUCAGGUGGCUUCCAGUGCCGUGGUCACGAAUGACCGAGCAUCACAUUAUAGGUCAGAUCCUGGUUUGUCACCUGCUCCCAAAGCCACGCCUCAGCCUCCGGCAGUCUCUGCUAGAGAAACAGAGUUACAGGCCGAGCUGUACAGCAAGCUGGUAGCUGAGAGGCAGAAGCUAGCCAGCAUGAAGGACAUCCCUCCUGCCAUACUGGCCACCAACAAAAUCCUCCUGGACAUGGCCAAGUUAAGGCCCUGCUCAGUAGCCAAGCUGAAGCUGGUGGACGGCGUGUCUGAGGCUAAAGCAGCCAUGUUAGCUCCUCUACUCCAGACCAUCACAGACUUCUGCCAGACACACGGGCUGCAGGAGGCCGUGACUUCUGCUUCCUGCGCUGAAGAGACGCACAGUACACGGACAGGAAAAGCCUCAGCAGUGUCUCUGUCUGACAGUGCGGCCAUAACUUACAGACUUUUCCAGAUUGAUGGCAAAAGCAUGAGACAAGUAGCUGAUGCUCGUAGCUUGCCCUUGGCAGUGGUUGAGUCGCAUCUACUACAGGCUCAGAAGGCCAGCCGGACACUGGACACCGAGCGUGCCGGCCUGUCUUCGUCUCUAUUCAACAAUAUCACACGCAUCCUCGCCUCACCUCCUCUCAGCUCAAAUCUCAGUGACUUUAAGAAUAUUCGUGCUGUGGUGCCAGAGGACAUCAGCACUUUUCUCCUCAGGCUGUGUGUUGCUAAGCUACAGGAUGAAGGCUUUCCAAAGCCGCAGCCCAUUAACCUGCCAUCGGAACAGCACCAAAUCACCUGGAUAGAGCCUCAGGAAAAGCUUGUCCAGGCAGAUGGUGUUGCUAAAGCAGUCACUUCAGGGCUUCGAACACACCAGCUGGAGCCAGAGCAGGACAAUAUGGACAUGAGUGAUGAUGAACUCUUUAGUGAACUUCCCAUGCCUGAGGAUGCAGGGCCGACCAGCAGUGUUGCUCACUGUAAUGUAGAAGAUGCCAGGCCAUCUAAAAGUAGUGGAAUUGAACUGGCUUCAUGGAACCUGGAGAGCCUGGACAGAGACACUCAGGACCUGUUUAGUGAUUCACCAGUCAAGACCGAAAGCCAGGCGCCAAAGAGGAAGCUGCCUGACUGGCCAGAAGCACCGACUGACUCUCUUAAUGCUGCUGCAUCAAAAAAAAACAAAAAGAAGAAAGGACUCUUCAUGUGACUUUCAAUAAAACGCUACAAGUGUAUAUAGUUUUUCAGAAAUAAUUUUUGAGAUUUUUUGCAUGAAGAAGUGCACUUUUGAAAACAAUCUUUUGAUAUUUUCCUAAAUAAAUUGAUUUUAUUUGUCUA